Micromonas pusilla CCMP1545 is the source of this 1026-nucleotide messenger RNA. RefSeq lists its product as uncharacterized. Bases 1 to 966 code for a protein of 321 amino acids. The record is from RefSeq and is a predicted model, not a curated record. The transcript has 2 exons. Gene Ontology annotation, biological process: de-etiolation; regulation of stomatal closure; cellular response to calcium ion. NCBI's taxonomy places the organism in Eukaryota, Viridiplantae, Chlorophyta, Mamiellophyceae, Mamiellales, Mamiellaceae.
AUGAAGGUGAAGGCGGCCACGAAAGGCGGCGCACGCGUGUACGUCAUGGGCCCGGACGCGACGGACCUCGCGAAGGCGAUCACCGCCCUCGGCGGGCGCCGAGCGUUAGUCCUUAAGGGCGGGUUCGACGCGUGGCGGAGCUCCGGGUUGAAGACGAGGAUGAAGGGGUCGUAUGAUAAGUCCAUCGUCGAGGCGUUCGGCGAGGACACGUCCGCGGCGGCGACGCAGAUCACGCAGAAGGUCACCUCGCAGAUCGGCACGGUCCGGACGCAGAUCUCCUCGGAGCCGGUCUCCGCGGCGCCGUACCUCGGCGGUCUCGCGUUGGUGACGCUGGCGGCGCUCAACUACGAGACGGCGCUGCAAUACGCGGGCGUCAUCGGUCUCGGCUCCACGCUCGUGAACAAGAUCCUGUCGUACGAGAACCCGCUCGAUCUCUUUGAGGACGUGAAGGAUACCGUGGGCGGCGUCGCGGGCGCGAUCGGAUCCGCGUCCUCGGCGGCGGCGGCGGCGGCUCCUCCUCCGGCGAAGAAGAAAGCCGUCUCCAAGGAGGACGGGUACGGUCCCGCGCCGGAGCCGAAGAAGGCGGCGCCCGCGCCCGCGCCGAAGCCGGUCGCGAAGGCGCUCGAGUCGUUCGCGGAAGUGGAAGAGGAGGUGGAGCCUGAGCCUGAGCCUGAGCCUGAGCCUGAGCCUGAGCCUGAGCCUGAGCCUGAGCCUGAGCCUGAGCCUGAGCCUGAGCCUGAGGUCGAGGAGGAGGAAGUCGUCGAAGAGGAAGCGGCCGAGGAGGAAGCGGCCGAGGAGGAAGCGGCCGAGGAGGAGGCGGUCGAGGAGGAGGCGGUCGAGGAGGAGGAAGAGGAGGAGGCGGCGGUCGAGGAGGAGGAGGAGGAAGAGGAAGCGAUCGAGGCCUCGGAAGACAAGUCGGAGCCGCUCCCGGAGGAGAGCACCGAGUCCGCGAAGAAGGACAUGUGAGCCUCCUGCGAGGUUGUGCGUAAGCGGCGUCUCUCAAUAAUAUAAGAUCUAAAGCGCCUC